Messenger RNA from Colletotrichum lupini, 3474 nucleotides. Its product is annotated as ATP synthase F0. Gene Ontology annotation, molecular function: transmembrane transporter activity; NAD+ binding. Gene Ontology annotation, biological process: transmembrane transport. Bases 1 to 3474 code for a protein of 1157 amino acids. The transcript is spliced from 12 exons. Lineage: Eukaryota; Fungi; Ascomycota; Sordariomycetes; Glomerellales; Glomerellaceae. The record is from RefSeq and is a predicted model, not a curated record.
AUGCUUGAGACUCUGGCUUCACCACAGACUUAUACUUCUUCACACUCCCUUAAGAUAUACAACUUUCUUUCUUCUGUCGGCUUCCUCGUCUUUUCUAAACACUCUUUAGUCGUCACGGACGACAUAUGCUCCAAGAUCAAGAUGGCACCCACUAAAGCGGUUGACGACCGCAAUGGCGACAUCGAAAGCAGGCCUGAAGAAGAGACGCCGUUAUUGUCACACGACUUGCCACCCACAGUCGCCCCAAGCCGUAGAUACCAGCUAAAGGUCAUUGGUCUGGCAAUGACCUUUAUUCUUAUCGUCGAAGUUGGCGCCUAUCUUCAGAUCCCGCCUUCAUAUCAGCUCAUGGAAGAAAUUAUCUGUCGCCAACGCUACCCCGACCACAUCAUCUCGGCCGAGGAUGACGAUGUAUGCAAAGGGCCGGAUGUACAAGGCCAGCUGGCCAUGAUUAAAGGCUGGCAAAACUCAUUUGACUGCGUCCCGUCAUUGCUCACUGCGAUUCCCUACGGAGUUAUUGCAGACAAGUAUGGCCGCCGACCAGUCCUAUCUUUGGCCAUGCUAGGUAUUACGCUGGAGCUUGCCUGGAUGCUGCUGCCCCUUCUGUGGCCCAAUAUUCUCCCUCUUUGGACCAUGUGGUUCGGAGCAGCUUUCCAAUUCAUAGGUGGAGGCGCAGGCAUGAUUCAAGCCAUGACCUGGACCAUGAUCUCUGACGUCGUCCCCAUUUCCAGCCUGACCGCGGUUUACUACAAGAUUGGCGCAAUCGCGCUUGCGGGAGAGCUUGUAGUUGCGCCUCUCAGCGCCUACCUAUUGAGCAAGAACCCAUGGCUGCCUCUCAGCGUCGGCAUGGUCCUCUUAAUCAUCGGCACAUGCCUGCCGCCUUUCAUCCCAGAAACCCUGGAGCUCCGCCGCGCCGCUGAUCAAGAGGUCGAGCAGACACUCUCGCGGUCCGAGGAAGACGCGAGGGACAAGCGCACACUCAAGCAGCAGAUCAUCUUCGCCGUGAAGAACGACAUGGGCCAUGUCUACACCUUUUUGAUCAAGUCCAAGAGCGUGAUUUCCCUCGUCCUCGGCUUCAAUCUCACAGUUAUCGUAAAGUAUGUCAAGAUAGACAUCAUGUCGCAAUACGUGCACAACUUGCUGGGCUGGUCUUGGGCAAAAGCAACGCUCUUGGGAACUGUCUCGACGGUUACAAACAUGGUCAUGCUGCUCGCCAUUCUCCCCGCGCUGAGCUGGCUGAUCACCAAGCGUACGGGAGUGCAUCCUCUAGUUCGGGAUCUCUGGCUCACCCGAAUGAGCGGCAUCCUCCUGGCUGUCGGGUGCUUCAUGGUCGCCAUUGCAUUCGCGCCUUGGUUUCUAAUUACUGCCCUCAUCAUUUUCUCCAUGGGCACCGUUUACACAAAUAUUUGCCGAGCCAUCCUCAACGCCGUAGUCGAGCCGCACACGAUAGGUACCCUAAACACGGCAAUCACCUGGGUGGAACAAGUGAGCCUGCUGGUUUCGGCUCCGGUGAUUUCGGGCUUGCUGAAAGCUGGCAACUCGGCAGGAGGCAUAUGGCUCGGUCUGCCGUAUAUGGCCGCGACUGUCAUGGCUAUUGCUGGUACUGCGAUCGCGUUUGCCUAUCUUAUCCUCAAUUUCUCGUCAUCCUCAAUUUCUCUGGAGAUGGCAAGAUUCGAGGUCAUGAUCAGCUACCUGCCCGUAUUCCCGGUCUUGGCCCGCGAUGUCCGCCACCGCUGGAUGGCGGGGGUGGGGUCGCCGCAUGAUGUAACGGCGAAGCGAACCAACGACUUUUUUACGGCAACUCGCACCGCACGACCUGACUUUUUCUCCCCGCCACCCCUACCCACCAACCCCGCCAACCUGCCCAUCAUAGGCCGCCGACGCCGCGAGAAACAUCCCAAGGGCCGGCCCAACUCCAACCGGCCGCGCAAGAAGAUGGGUAACGAGGAGUCGACGAUGCUGGACGACAGCGUCCAGCCCAAGACGCUCGAGUCGCGCUCGCUGGAGGCCAUUGCUGAUUACAUCAAAUCCGGCGAUGCGAAAAAGAUUGCCGUCAUGACCGGCGCCGGAAUCUCCACAGCCGCUGGCAUCCCCGACUUCAGGUCACCCGGCACCGGCCUCUACGCCAACUUAGCCCGCUUGAACCUCCCCUACGCCGAAGCCGUCUUCGACAUCUCCUACUUCCGCAAGCACCCCGAGCCCUUCUACUACCUCGCCAAAGAGCUUUACCCGGGAAAAUUCCACCCCACCGUCUCUCACGCCUUCAUCGCCCUGCUCGCGAAGAAGGGUCUCCUGCAGAUGAACUUUACACAAAACAUUGACUGCCUCGAGAGGCGUGCCGGCGUGCCGGACGACAAGAUCAUCGAGGCGCACGGCAGCUUCGCCACCCAGCGCUGCAUCGAGUGCAAGGACCCCUUCCCCGCCGACCGGAUGGAGAAGCAUGUCCAGGACGAAAACGUGCCCAAGUGCGAUUCCUGCGGCGGGCUCGUGAAGCCGGAUAUCGUCUUCUUUGGGGAGGCGCUGCCGGAGGCGUUCCGCGAUAAUACACAUCUGCCCGCCGUGGCUGAUUUGAUUGUGGUCAUGGGGACGAGUCUCUCGGUCUACCCCUUUGCUGGCCUGGCCGAGGCUUCGAAAUCUGGCGUGCCGCGGUUGCUGCUCAACAGGGAACGGGUGGGACAGAUGGGUCGCAGGGCGGAUGACGUUGUUGAGUUGGGGACGUGCGAUGCUGGGGUUCGUAAGCUUGCUGCCCUGCUUGGCUGGGGCGACGAGCUAGAGGCGCUCUGGCGCGGUAUUGUGGGCAAAAAGGAGGCCGAGAGGCAGCUUGCGUCAGCCGCUGGCGAAGGCGAGGAUGAUUUGGAGGAGGAGAUUCGGAGAGUUACCGAGGGUGUCGACACGGCGCUCAAGCUCGACGACGACAAGGACGACGAAAAGGAAGGGGAUGCCACGGAGAAUACCAAGGAAACGGAAGAAGUCGGCUUUCCUUUACGGCAAGACGGCGGAAGCGACACCGAGGACGCGCAGAAGAGCAUCCCCGAGGGCGUCGUCCAGAGAAUGUCCAAGGCAAUCCAGGGGCAAGGGGGCGAGAUCGGCACGGACAUCAAGGACGAUCGCGGCCGCGAGGGGAGAACCGUCAACGGAUCUGAAGGCGCACCGCAGGACGCAAAGGACUUCCGGAUCGAGGCCAAGAAGAAGAUUCAGCUUGCGGCGCAGGGGGCCGCCACCCCUCUCGACGAGGUUGCCAUCGUUUUCGACGCUUCUGCGCCUGUGGCUGAGAUGAAACGCGAGGAUCCCAAGAGCGCUGAGUUGCUGAGUGGGGUUUCUCGGUAUGAGGAGACGUCCGCGCCUGCUGCUGGUGUGGACAAGGAGUCGGCGGCGGGUUCGAAGGCUGAGUCGGAUUUUGCUUCUACAACGGCACAAGAAGCCUCCGGGAGUGUAGAGAAAGAGGAGAAGCCUUCAUCGGGCGACUCAAAGUUAUGA